Messenger RNA from Entrophospora candida, 510 nucleotides. NCBI's taxonomy places the organism in Eukaryota, Fungi, Glomeromycota, Glomeromycetes, Entrophosporales, Entrophosporaceae. The record is from the annotation of a GenBank genome assembly.
AUGGUCAAUAUUGUACUUGCCAUCGAAGAAGCUGGAAAUAACACUGUAGCAAAAUUAAUCAGGGUGCAACAUCAACUUAAAAAAAUCAAAUUGAUCACUGUUCAAGCCAAUUUUAAAUCUGAUUUGCUAAAAGAGGCGGUAAUUAAUCAUCAAGACACUAUUGUUGAUUACGAUGUUGAUGGCUUUGGCAGUUUGAUUCAAGUGGUUCCAUCAUUCAAAAAUUUAAGAUCUUCAGUUGACUACAACAAUGUGAAUGGUAAUAAAUUGUUUGACGUUUUGACAAAAACACAACUUGUGGGAUUGAAAGUAAUGAAAUUUGACAACCUAAUGACUGUUUCUAAUGCAUCAUUCAACACCCUGAGAAGAAAUUGGAAAGGAGCCACACCUUUUCUUAUAAAGUUUUCAAGAGAAUGGGAUAAUUGUAUGGAUACAUUACAAUUGGUUAAAAGAUUAAAGAAAUAUCAAAAAUUGGGAUUUUUGGAUUAUGUGCUUAGGGAUGAAUUCUUCUAA